Messenger RNA from Pogona vitticeps (central bearded dragon), 1355 nucleotides. RefSeq names its product TNF receptor superfamily member 4 (gene TNFRSF4). Gene Ontology annotation, biological process: inflammatory response. Lineage: Eukaryota; Metazoa; Chordata; Lepidosauria; Squamata; Agamidae. The record is from RefSeq and is a predicted model, not a curated record. Gene Ontology annotation, molecular function: tumor necrosis factor receptor activity; protein binding.
AGCCACAAGUUGUGCUUUGCGCAUGACGGCGUUUCCUUCCCUGUGACACCGCCACCUGAGUAGGGCUUGGAACAGCCACCGCAAAGCUGAGCAUGGCCUCCACGCUGGUGCUCGCGGCGGCUUUCGCCCUGCUCCUGCGGUGCACGGCUCGUGGGUCGGGAUGUGCUCGCGACCAGUACCCCUUGGGACACGGGAAAUGCUGCAAGAAAUGUCCACCAGGGUCUGAGCUGGAAAAACGCUGCACAUUUCGGGAUGACACGUUAUGCGUUCCAUGCGAAGAGCACUCCUACAACGCGGACUUCACCGAGAAGCGGUGUAAACGUUGCGCAGUCUGUGAAAGAGAGAGAGGUCUCCAAGAGGUGAAGCCAUGCGAUCGGCUUUCUAAUACACAUUGCAUGUGUCUUCCGGGUUAUGAGGAAGUAGCCAACCAAGCAAGCAGAGAAGAUGAUAAAAGAUGUGAGCCCUGUCCUGCUGGUUCCUUUUCCAAAGGAGGGAAGGAGAAAUGUCGCCCUUGGACAAAUUGCACUGCUAAGGACCUGAAACUUCUCCGUCCUGGGAAACGGGAAGAGGACACCAUCUGCGAGGAGCAAGCCUCUGGCCUUUCAGAACCUUCUCCUACUGUCGCACUUCCCACCAGCUUCAAGGACAAGCAUAGCACAUGGACGACAGCAGCCCCCACCAGGUUUUACGGUAUCAGUUUGGUCAUUCACCCAAAGACGGAAACGACAUCGGAUAAAUCAGGCAUCUUCAUCGUUGUCGUUGUGCUUGCUGUGAUGCUGUUCGUAGCUGGAGGGGUAGGAUUGCUGUAUUUUCAGAAAGCUGGGGGCAAGAAGUCUCAAAGAAGACCGGGGGCGCUCUCAGAUGUUCCCCGUGAAGAUGGAAGAAAUAGCUAUCGUAUUCCGAUCCAGGAAGAGCAGAUGGACCACAAAGCCAGCCUAGCACAGAAUUGACCAGAAAACAACACGAUUUAAUUUCUGCGCCAAAAUGAAUCCAGUGUAGACCAUGUCUCCUGUUUCAUCCGUCUCUCCCUUCUUUGCUCCACCACUUCCUGAUCCAUCUCUGUUAUAAGGAAGUGAACGAGACCCUGUUCUUCCUUGUGUGUGUGUGUGUGUGUGUGUGUGUGUGUGUGGUUGCCAGUUCAGCACCUUGUUAUUUUAGGUGCUUUGAAAUAAAAGAAGCAGGUGCCAUUCCAGACAGUCCAAAGAACUGCUGAAUGGCUCAGUGGCUUAUGCAUCUGAGGUAGGGAGUUCGAUUCCCCCCCCCGGGCCUCCUUGACAGGGGCCAGUCUACAUGAUCUCCGGGGUCCCUUCUAUCAACAUAGUGCUGAGAUUUUAAAUAUUGUUAUAAAACAAGAA